Molecule: messenger RNA, 3431 nt
Organism: Drosophila busckii
Lineage: Eukaryota; Metazoa; Arthropoda; Insecta; Diptera; Drosophilidae
Gene: heca
Product: headcase protein
Exons: 6
Coding region: 1-1812 (603 amino acids)
Source: RefSeq, a predicted model, not a curated record
AUGGCGCCGCGUCGCAACAGCAGCGCAAAUUCUCCACAACAUCAGCAGCAGCAGCAGCAGCAACAUCAAACGCAGCAGCAAUCAGCACAGCAGCAACAUCAACAAAUUUUCAUGGCGCCCAUGCAACAAACGCUGAACGUUGGCGUUCAGUUGACGCGCUGCUGUUAUCCUAACGGUGAAUGCGGCAAGCUGGACGCACUGAUCGCCCUCGACGAACAGGGCGUGGCCGAGUGCGUGCGCGUGCUGUGCAACAAUGAGAACUGCAACAUGGGGCAAUAUAUGCAUCGGGACUGCUUCGAUCAGUGGGAGGCGAGCGUGUUGCAGCAACUGAAGGCGAGCGGCAGAGCGCGCAGCUGGUCGGAGCGGCAGCGAGUGCAGCAGCUGUGGACCAAGAAGGGCUAUGACUUGAUCUAUAAGAACUGCAGCUGCAAGUGCGGACGCGGGCAACUGCGCAAGGAUCUCGAGUGGCCGCCAAAUCAAAUUUGCUUUGCUGCUGCUGCACGCAGCGCUGCUGGCAAUCUCAGCAGCGAGGAUGAGGACAAGAAGAAGGCCAAGAAGAAGCGCAAUCGCAAUCAGAAGCAAAACGUCGCACUGACGCCGCUUAACAGCAACUGCAGCAAUUUGACGCCCAAUCCCAAUGUGGGCGUCAUUGGCUCCGGACUCAAUCACAGCAGCAACAACAACAAUGGCAACAGCUUGAAUAAUGGCAACAACAAUUCACUUGGAUUGCAGGCAAGUGUUGUCGCUACACUCAGCAACAUUCUGAUGAGCAGCAACAACAAUGUGCUGGGCUUGGAUUUGCGCACACGUGCCGGCAGCUUAAGCUCCAGCGGCUCCAGCUCGCCAUCGGCCUCGCAGUCCAGCGCCGACAUUUCGCUGUCGCCGGUGCAGCAGCAGCAACAAUUGCACUUGCAACAGCAUCAGCAGCAGCAGCAGCAGCAGCAACAAUUGCAAUUGCCAGCAAGCAUCAGCAACAGUUUGCUUAAUGGCUUGGGCCAGCAGCCCAAGAGCCUGUUGCCAGUCCAAGCGCCACCGCAGCCGCCGCAGCUGCCCGCUCUGGCCAACAUCAGCAACUUUAAGCCCUUGGCCAGCUACGAUCAGCAGCAGCUCGUGCAGCAGCAGAAGAACAAAGAAGUUGAACUCUACUCGGAGCGUGUACGCUCAACUUCUGGUUGCAACGGCAUCUUUUCACGUCGCUUGGACUUUUCAUCAUUCAACAUGCUGCCGAAGACGCGUCUCAACUCUUAUCAAGUCAAGAUCGAGGAUGAGGGCAAUCAUGGCAACGAUGAGACACGCCUCUUCAUACUCUCCUCGCUGGCUCAGUCGCAAAUGAGUCGCGUCGCCUGCAUUUUGUGCGAGGAGCCGCUGCUGGUUUUCGAUCGCUAUCCACUGGUCGAUGGCUCCUUCUUUCUAAGUCCCAAGCAGCAUUCCAGCGGCUGCAUUGAGGUUAAAUACGAGGGACGCAUGCUCUACUUGACCUGCGUCUGCAUGAGCUGCUUGGAUAGCACCUCCAGCAAUCGCAUCAUCAGCUGCAGAUUCUGCAAUGAGCCUUGGGAUGGCUCCAGCCUCGUCUUGGGCACCAUGUACGCCUACGACAUAUUUGCAGCAAUGCCUUGCUGUGCCGAGCGAUUCAAGUGCAAUAAUUGCUUCAAGUUGCUUAUGCAUCCGCAGCAGCGGCUGAGCUUCUACAGUGAUUACUCGCAUGGCGUGACCUGUCCGUACUGCAAUACGCAGGACACGCACUUUGUGAAGCCGCUGAGCCAUUGCUAUGCCAAGAACAGCAGCGGGGCGCGGAUGCAGACGAUCGCAUAACAUGAGGCCCCGUUGGAGUCUCCAACGGGCACAAUCGUCAGUGUCGUCAGUGGUGCUCCAACGGCCUCCUCGGUGGUCAAGCAGCCGCUUUAUAAUGCGGCCAUUGAUUAUUCGGCACCAUUGCCGCAGCAAAUUAAUCCCGAUCUAAUUGGCGCUCAUCCGCAUACACAGCAACAUCAGCAGCAGGUAAGGCAGCAACAACAGCAGCAACCACAACAGCAACAGCAGCAGCCACAGCAGCAACCACAGCCACAGCAACAACAACAACAACAACAAGCAACUGCUACCUCGCAACGUGCCACAGUAGAGGCUGCCUAUUUGGCAACUGCAGCAGCAGCACGUGCUGCCAACUACCAGCAACAGCAACAACAGCAGCAACAACAACAACAUCAGCAGCAGCAGCAGCAAAAGUUAAGCUUCUCAAAUAGCCUGAUGGCCAUGGCAGAUGUAAUAAACAAGUUUCAACAACAACAACAACAGCAGCAGCAGCAACAGCCGCAGCCACAGCAGCAACAUAAGCAGCUUAGCCAUGAGACCAAUGCACUUUUAUUAAGCAACGCCAGCAGCAGCAAUAAUGGUGCUAACAGCAGUAUUAGUAACUCAUUAGCUAGCCAUAAUUCACACAACAACAACAACAGCAGCAGCAACAUUGCUAAAAUUGCUGCCUGGACACAGCCCUUGGCACAGGCACAGGCACAGGCUGAGGCCAUCUCAUCGCUUUGGGGCUGCGCCAGCAAUGCCUCGACCAGCGGCUGCAGCUCGGGCAGCGGCUCACAGCCCUCGCUCAGUCCCACCAGCAGCAGCAGCCACAACAAGGAGCUGCUCUGGGCACAGACCUCGCCCAAUAGCAACAAUUUCUUUGCCGCCAAGGAGCUGCUGCCACAUGCCGCCUCGCCCACUGCAUCACUCACCAGCUCAUCGGGCGCUUCAUCCACAAGCGGCUGGGGCAACAAUCACAGCCACAGCAUGGGCGGCCACUAUGCCAAGCUGAGUGCAGCACAAAAUAUUUGGGAGCUGCCAACAGCAGCAGCAGCAGCUGCCACUGGCACACUUGCUCAGGAAAUGUUCAGCGAUCUCUUUAGCAAUCUGAACAUUAACCAGGAGAGCCAGCCAGCCAACAAGGCGGCGCUCAUUGGAGAUGCCAGCGAUGUUAGCUCCAACUCGUCCUCAUCGGCUGGCGAGCUGCUGGAAGCUGCCAACAUUUGGCGCCACAGCGUUGCCAGCACACGCCUCCAACAGCAGCAACCACUGCAACAGCAGCAACUCUUUGAGGAGCCAACAGGUGGCGCUGCUUGCAUGCAGCUCUUCAACGACUAUUUGAACAUGAAUCACAACUAAAAUGUUUUUUUGAGACACAAACAAACGUAAAUGUUACUCUAGCCAAAUUUAAAACGAACAUUUAACAGUAACGAGUAAGUGUUAGCAGAAGAAUUAACAGUAGCAAUAUCAGGCAGGCAAUCAAUCAUCCAUAUACAAUUUUUAUAUAUUCGCUGUUGCUGUGGCGUUAAUAAAAAAUAAAUGGCUAAAACGAUUCGAACAAAAGCAAAGCAAGCAAGGCAAACUAUAAACAAUUAACUUGUUAUUUUUCGUUGAGUUUUUACAUAUUUCUGCAAUUUUUU